AGAAAGGACGGAAGAAAGGAGAGGGAGGAGACGAGGAAGAAGAAGGAAUCCUCUCUCUCUCUCUCUUCCUCUUUCCUUCUUGGCUUAGAAUUCGCUAACAGACGCGUCCCCUCACAGACAAAGAGGCCUGCCAAAAAAAAUCAGUUGCUGGCACGAUCUCAGAAGCAAGAAAACAUUCAUUCAAUCCAUCCCCUUCCCCGCCUCCCCUUGUCAGUAUCAUUAUUGUAUUUCAAAUUCCUCAAUAGAAUAAUAAUAAUAAUAACAAUAUAAGCCGGAGUGGCCCUUAAACCUCGAGCAGGGCGUCAUUGAUUCUUCGCUGGUUAAGGUGAAGAACGAAGAAGGAGCUUACGGGAGAGAGAAAGAAGGUAUUCUGCAUCUGAGUGAUGGCUGAGGAGAAUAACAACCCACCAGCCACGCCGGAGCCAAUAAAACGUGAAAAGGUCAACCUGAGAAGGUACUCAAUGGGCCCAUCAAGUUCUUCCAGUUCAACCCCGAACUAUCUUAGAGCUUCAACUGGUUCCUGCCAUGAUUUCUGCAAGUAUGGUAAAGCGCACUCUUGUGAACCGAAGGCCAGAAAUCCCUUUCCCAAGAGGCUCAUCAAGAGGCCGCCUGAAGACGAGAUCCUAGUGAAGAGCGCAGUUUUCCCUGAAAGGAUUAAGAAGUCUCCAGUAAAUCGACCCAAAUCAUCAUCUGGUGCUGAAAUUCCUGUCCGUGAAGCUUCUGAUAUAGUAAAACAGAAGGUGCUGAAGGCUGAAAGGCGAAAUUCGAUGAGAGGUGAUCUUCAGGUUGAGAAGAAGAAGACAACUCCUGCAGUGGCGACCAAGUCCUCACUCAAUUCAAGUACCCUUUCACUGAAUGCCAGAAAACCCAUGAAGAAGGAUGGCUUCUCGACCAAUGAGACCUCCAAAGGAGUCAUGCCAACCGAUGAGACCUCCAAACGAGUCAUGCCCACCAAUGAGAUCUCCAAACGAGACAUGCCAACCAAUGAGACCUCGAAAGGAGUCUUGCCAGCCAAUGAGACCCCGAAAAGGGCCCUGCCAAAACCCAAAGAGAGGAGACUAUCGGGGAGCAUUGUUACACCCGUGAAGUCAAGUCCUUUGAUCCUCAGGCGGUUAUCCACUUCCAAUGACUCCUCUCAGUUAAGGCUCCAAAAGAAGGGUGAGACUAAGACACGAGAAAGCCCUCGGACCCAGAAAAGAGUAGGGACCAAGAAUCUAAAUGUGUUCUCUAGUGCUCCCCCGCCCUCAAAACCAUCCAUCAGCAAAAGAAUUACGGUCAAGAAUGUUCCAAGAACGAUAGUGGGCAAGAAAGUGACUAAUGGAGCAACCUCUGGGAAGAGCGAAGAUGAAGUUAAGAAUGUUGGGGUGAGCAAUAAAGAAGAAAUCGCCGAGAAAACUUUAUACAUUGUGAAUGUGGAAGAAACUGAGAGCAAAACCUCUGGGGCAAUUACUAGUGAGAGGAUUGAUGUCAAUAUGGGAGAGGUGAGCAAUAAAGAAGAAAUUGUCGAGAAGACUUUAUACAUUGUGAAUGUGGAAGAAACUGAGAGCAAAACCUCCGAGGCAAUUACUAGUGAGAGUAUUGAUGUCAAUGUUGUGAAUGUAGAAGAAACUGAGAGCAAACCUUUGGAAGUGGUCCCUGAUGAAACUAUUGCUGAGAGUAAUAUAGAGAAUGUUGAAGAAAUUGAGAAUAGAUCCUCGAAUGAGAGUGUUGCUGAGAGUAUUUCCCUACCUUUAGGCGAGUCCCCGUCCUUGUCUCCCUCAGACUCUCCUCCUCUACUACAACAAGAUGAUCAAACAGAGUCUGAGUAUACCAUGAGUGAAUCAGAGGAGUACUCUGCCUCGGACUAUGAAGAAUCCAAUUUAAUGCAAGGGAGCGGGGUUUCAGAAGAAGGCGACGGAAAGAAUCAGCCCAGAAAGGGAAGGCACCAUCUGCCCGAGCCUGAAGAAGGAUCCAAGCCAACGAAGCUGCGGUUCAGGAGGGGAAGAAUAAUCGAUGUUCAGCAUGAGAGCAAUACUCCAAGGAGGCUUAGGUUUCGGCGAGGCAGGUUACCAGGCGAGACCAAGAAUCUGAAUCCCGAACCUAGGAGGAAGAAGAGGGAACAGAUCGAGGCGGUGAGCAAUAAUGAUGGAAGUGAAGAGGGGUCCACGAAAGUCAUCCUGAGGCACAGUGAUGUUCAGGAGAAGAAAGAUGCGAAGGGUCUGUUCAACAAUGUGAUUGAGGAAACAGCCAGUAAGCUUGUGGAGACAAGGAAGAGUAAGGUCAAGGCGUUGGUCGGCGCCUUUGAGACCGUCAUCUCUUUACAGGACACCAAGCCUGCUGCAAAUACGUAGCUGGGCGACAGAGAAUAAGAAGUUGGUUUGGUUUUCUUGCUAAUGAGAGAAUAAAGCUGCAAUCUCUUGUAAGGAAAGAGAUUGAUUCGACAUAACUCAUUAAGGUACAGAAUUUUGAAGUUUUUGAGUUUUCUCUGGUCUUAUUGAUCUUGCUUUCCGUAAAUUUUACAGUACUUUGGAUUUCCAUCGGGCGUUGUCUGAUUGAGUGUUGAUAUCUCUAGGGAACAAUAGGUUUGAAGUUUUUGUUUAUGUACAUUAAUACAGAAAUAAAACGGCUUUGCUAAGAUUGCUGACUCUUAGCUUCGAGGAGCA
Messenger RNA from Punica granatum (pomegranate), 2642 nucleotides. The record is from RefSeq and is a predicted model, not a curated record. NCBI's taxonomy places the organism in Eukaryota, Viridiplantae, Streptophyta, Magnoliopsida, Myrtales, Lythraceae.